Molecule: messenger RNA, 8548 nt
Organism: Eupeodes corollae
Lineage: Eukaryota; Metazoa; Arthropoda; Insecta; Diptera; Syrphidae
Gene: tow
Exons: 6
Coding region: 1193-2422 (409 amino acids)
Source: RefSeq, a predicted model, not a curated record
CAAGAUACAACAUAGGUAGGUACGUGAACGUGAUAUCGAGCUGGGAACCUGUGAGCUGAAUGGAGAAGACAGAAGUCAGAAGAGAGCGAGCAUAAAAGUUUAUUCCCUUCUUCGAGAACGCAUAUGAGGUACAGAACAAGAACACAACGGCCACAACGGUAAAUGUAUGUAUUUCGAAACGAAUCAAAUUCAGUUCAUUCGUGGAUUUUCGAAAAAAUACAUUCGGCGAAAUGGUGCGGUGGUUCGCUUUUGUUUUUUACAGUCAGACAAUUCAAUUUCGGGGUUGAAUUUUUCGAUGUCUUGAUGUCUUUAUUGCUGCCUAGCCUAUUCAAAGCAUUUAAGAAAAAAGAAAACAAAAUAAUAAAAAAAGAAAAGAAAACAAUCUCAAGUGAAUGGAAUUAUAGAGUUGUCUUUCAUGUCUCGCACAAUUUGCGACCGGAAGUUGCUCAUACGCAAAGAGUGUAGUACCUCUACUAUUUAACUUAAUUUACGCGCAGUUUUUUUCUUUGCAGACGAUGGGUCGUCCUCGUCUUCGUCCGUCAUCGUCAUCGUCGUAGUCGUUGUCGUCCUCGUCCUAGUCGUCGUCGUCAGCUGCAAAUCGUCUCACAAAAAAACAAGUCGGUUUAAAGAAAUUUACCAUAAUACAUCCAUUCGGGAAAAAAGAAAAUAAAUAACGUUCGAUUGAUUUUAUAUAUCGUAGGAGUGCGCAUAAAAUAGCAACUUCGCAUAAAUAAAGUUUGUAAUCGCAUCGGGAUUUGCGUCAACACUUUGAUUGCAAAUACAACAAAAUUAAGUUCGGAGUAAAUACACCUAAACGAAUAAGGCUGAUGCUGUUACAACUGCUAAUGCUACCACGUGGAUAUUGUGGGGGCAAAACAACAAGAAGAUACGUUUUUAAUAUCCGGUGCCAAAGUACACAUAAAUGUUAGGUGCACAAAUAAAAAUGUUUAUAUUUGUAAAGAAGAAAAAAUCAACCUUUAAGCUUUUAGCUAAAAAAUUCUAAAGUAAAAUCGAUUUUUGUUUUGUAAUAAAUUGUUUUUUUAAACAAAAAGUCCAUAACAAAAAAAAAACAGUCGCAAGACAUUCGGUUACAUUCCAUUUAACAAAAUUCAAAGUAAGAAAUCUUAAAAAAAAAAAAAACUAAACUAAAAACUAAAAGAAAACAUCACACAUAAUUUAAAAUAAUAUCAUUAUGGGCUGUGGACAAAGUAAAAUACAUCUUUACCCAAGAAAAUCGAAGAGCAAGGCAAAUGGAAAGAAAAGUGGCCACGUUGAUACAGAUACAGAUGCUGACGAAGAAGAAGGCCACGUUGAAGAAGGUGAAAGUGAACUCAACAGAGACCGAAACGAUAGGACUGAAGAUCUACUUGACCAAGGGGACGAUGUAAGAGAUUCUUCCGACCAACCCAAUGGAGAAAUAUCGGUUUCACUGCUACGAGCAAAAAACUUAUCUCUUUUACAAAGCCAGGAAAUCUCUUCAAGUCAACAGAACUUUUUUCGAAUGCUUGAUAAAAAAAUCGAUGAAGGUCCUGAUUACGACUCAGCUAGUGAAACCGAAAUAGCACUGGAAGAGGCGAGACUAAACGCUUUAGUUCAGCAUUGGGAAUCGGCCAGUUUAACUGCAUCGAUGUGUUCAUCAGCGAGCCGCUCAUUGCAAACUACACCUGUAAGGCAAGUGCCAACAAGGCAACCACCACCUCUUGUAAGGACACUUGUCCAGAAUUCCAUGCCACAGCAGCCGUUAAGCGCUGACCUUCUACCUCAUGGUGCAACUGCACCCCAGCAAGGACUGGUUAUGGUAGGGCCACCACCAAAUGUGAUAGCCCAACAACAAGUGCAACCCGGAAUGCCUCCCAAUCAGCAAUUGAACCAAAUUAUAGGUAUUGGAGGAAUUGUGAUGGCAGGUGUUCCACAAUCGCAGUCACAAAUGAUGGCCAAGGUAAAUCUCAGUCCAAAGCGUGUUGAUCCUCGUGCUAUGAUGCAAUUGAACCAAAAUGCUCUGCAACAAGCAUAUGCUAUACCACCGUCGCCGCAACAAGCAGCCAUGAGUACGGGCCGCCCACCGCGUUCACCUCAAGUUUCGGUAGGACCAAGUCCAGUUGGCGGCCUUGCCACUCACAUGCACAUGGCCUACUACGGACAACCACAGCCAACGCAGUCAACUUACUUUGGAGAAGUACUUCAUCCUAUGCAGGUACCUCAAGCACCCCCUGAAUACCGAUUUCCACCUGCGAUUAGUGUUCAACGUCUAGCACCUCAGGUGCAACGACAGCUGCGCGAAACACAGGAAUUAAUAAAAGACUCUUGCCCGCAACUCUAUGCGGCUGGUUAUGGAAGCCCGGGUCCCCCAAUGCGUAGUCAGCCUAGAAAUGCAGCAAGGAGGCCCACCCUGGAGACACAAUUUUCCCAGGAGUUAUCGUGAUAUCUAGAUUAUUAGUUCAAAUUGUAAAAAAAAAAUACCAAAAAUUCAACAGUUAUCCAUUUCAUUCAUCCCUUAACCCUGAUAUAAGUUCUUUUUUUUUCAAAACUUUAAGCGUACAUCUGUAGACGAUUAAAGACAUAAUUUUACCGUAAUUGUAUAAUGUACGUAGGUACCUAACAUAAUUCUUGUAUUUUUCUUUUUGUAAUUUAUUUAAGAAAACAAAACAAUACACAAUUUUUUGGGGGUAAGGGUGUGUGUAGUUUUAAAGUAAGCAAACAAAAAAUGGCCUAAUUUUAAGUAAGAUAAUAGGGUAAAUAAUAAACAAAAAGAAACCAAAAAAAUACAAAACAAGGAAAUAAAAUAACAGGGUUGAGUCCACACUACAUUUUUAAAGUAUGAAUAAUUUUGUUGAUUUUAAAUAUUUAUAUAAAUGUAUACAUGAUGAGCAUAAGUUGAAAUUCCAUAUUAGAGGGAGGUAACUGUAAGAUAACCUAUCCUACUUUCCAUUUUUGACAUUUUUUACCCAUCUCAUCAGGGAUUUCUAUAUAAAGACAGCAAAAAUCAUAGACAGUUUCGUAUAGGUAGAGUCUUAGAAUUUCAAACUUUUCAAAAGCCAGAUGGAAUAGAUUCAUAUAAAAGGUGUAAUCCUGCGGUGACCUUCUGAACAAAACGAAUGUGAGGUUAUAAUGCAAAGCGUGGAGCAAUAUUUAUGAACCUUUAAGUAGAAGAAGAAUUUUAAUUUCCAUGAAUCAAAUGUUCGUGAAGCUGACUUUGAUAAAUGUUAAUGUAUCACCAACAUCCAGAUUCUCCGAAGUUUUACCUAAAAAAACUAAUGUAUAUGAUGGUCAUGCACCAAUGACAAUGGGCAGGUUCAGGCAACAUAAGGGACUUCAUUCGCAGUCAACUUCUUUCAACUUUGAACGUAAAUUUUGACCAAGGCAACUAGUUAGUUUUCCAAGUGACAUGAAUGUCAAAUUCAGAACAUAACUUCACAAACCUCUUCUUUAAGUUCAUAGUACAAGAACUACCGAACACAUUAUUGUCUACAAAACACUCCUCAGACAAGCUACAAGUCCAUUACGAUUUGUCUUUUGUACUAUAAAGAAAUAUAUCUUAUUUAUUUUUUAAAUUGACAAGGAACCCUUUUACAGAAAACAAAUAAAUUAUAGAGUAGUAAAGCUCAGCUUCCACUUGAAUGAAAAAACAUGAUCAGUUGUCAUUUUGACAUAAGUUGACUUGACUUGAUAGUUGGCGAGAUUUUUCUUGACUUACUUUCCAGACAACUUUCCAAUAAAGUUGCCUUAAUUGGAAGGCAUUUUUUUGGCAGCUGGCUAAUCAGAUAAUUCUUUCAAGUCCCGUAUGUCACCUGAACCUGCCCAAAUUUUUAAGUUGACAAAGUGAGACCCCUUCAAUAUAACAUGUUAAUCAAAAUCGAAGUUUUGAAUCCAUAACGCUGCUAAACAACAUUUUUUAUGAGCCCUUAUAAUUUUUGUUUAAAUUUUAUGAUUCCAUCCGAUCCGUAUAAAUCUGCAAGACACGUUAAUUGUUCAAAAUCUUUUUAAAAAUUCUGACUGAAUAAAAAACGUAUCUAAUAUUUUCUUCUUCUUCAGGCUUUCAAAAUUUAUAAUAUGGCUAGAAAAAAUCUUAACAUAUCGUUUUGGAAAUGAAAAAUAAUGAACCUAUCAUACUUUGACGAAAGACCAACAUAUUGACAAGACAUAGAUUGACACAUAUCAAAAAUAGCUACAGAUUGACAUACACUUUUGUUUUACUUGAUUCCUAAAUGUCAGACAGUGCCUCUUGUCAAAAGAUGUACGUUCUUAUAAAAGUGAAAAUGAACCAUGUGCCAAUCGGCAUGCAGACUAUUUGGCUAUGUGCCCAAUAAGCUCUUUCAUUGUUGAUGAAUAACUCGUAUAACAAAAAUAUCACAAAUUUUAGACUGAUUUUGCCUUGAAACACAUUUUAGAAACACGUCAUACAUCAAACGAUGUUUUUCGUACAAACUUGUAAAAAGGAGGAGCUUAACAGUGUAAAGCUUAGCAUAUACAGAUCGUUUAUAAUAGUCUUUACAAAUAAUCUUGUACAAUAUUCAUCAAUAGGUAGGUUCGGCCAACAUAAGGGACUUUUUUUGCAGUCAACUUCAUUUUUUGAACGUAAAUUUUGACCAAGGCAAGUGUCAUUAAUUUCAAAUUCAGAACUUUACUUCGCAAACCUCUACUUUAAGUUCAUAGUACAAAAAGUACCAACAAAAUGAUUGUCUUCAAAACACUCCUCAGGCAAGCUACAAGUCCAUCAAGAUUUGUAUUUUGUAUUGUAAACAAAUAUAAGUUAUUUCUUUUCCAAAUUGACAAGGAAUCCUUUUACAGAAAAAAAGUUGUGCAGAAAAUAAAUAAAUCAUAGAGUAAUAAAGUUCAGCUUUCAGUUGAAUAAAAAAACAUUAUCAACUGUCAUUUUGAUAGAAGUAGACUUGACUUGAUAGUAAGGAAGAUUUUUCUUGAUUUAAAGCCCUACUAUAAUAGACUUAACCGAAAGUAAGCUAGUGUCAAAACAGAACGAAAAGUUAUGAGAAUUUAUUGUCAAAACAAAAAGUAACCAUAAUGAAUUCAAGUAACUUAAGCAAAUGUCAAACGAAAUGGGUUUCAAAUUUGACAUUUGCUUAAGUUCGAGCAAGUUAGCGAAAUUUAACGAAAAAAAAGUGGCAUAUAAGGCUUCGUUAUUGGUUUGUUCCCUUAAGCUGGAUUAAGCUCGGUUAAGUCUAUUAUAGUUGAGGCUUAACUUUCCAGUCUACUUUCCAUAUAAGUUGCCUUGAUUGGAAGGUAAUUUUUUGGCAGCUGGCCAAUCAGAUACUAGAAACUUGCCUAACUUUCAAGUGCCUUAUGUCGACUGAACCUGCCCAAUGUCUCUCAUGACAUGAAAUAUAUAGUAGUGCACAUGGAGUUUAAAAUGAUAUUUUGAAUUCUUCAACAUAGCAAAAACGGUUUGUGGUAAGACAUUCCAAAUCCCAGUACGGCUGAAGAACAAAUCACUGUAUUUCACGGCUUAGGUCAAGGGUUAACUGAUGGACAUUCUUAGAAGCGCGAGUAUCACUGUUUAAGGGAGUUAAAUUACAAAUUAAAAAUUAACUUAAAUAAUUCAUGAAAUUUUAUGAUACAAAUCGAAGGAGAGUCAAAUUUUCAAAAGAAUUCAUUCUUUUAUGAAUGGAGUAUGUUAUGACUGCAAUUGAAAGAUUAUGUUCACUUAAUUUACAUUGAGAUUGAGACUGUCAAACUUUUGCAAUUAUUAGACUCCAAUAAAUUAUUUGCUUAAAAUAAUUAUUGUAUUCAUUUAAAGUUGUUAAGUUGUACAGAUGUGUGAUUGUUUAUGAUUGCGAGAACUUGAAAGCAAAACAUUUGAAAUAUUUAACCAGCCUUAUCAGGAAUUCCAUCGUAAUCGAAAAAAGCUAUUAGCAAACACGUUCGUAGUGAAAAAUCACAUACAAAUUUGAAUUACAAACAGAUUUUGUGAAACGCUUUUUCGAAAAUCGCAAAAGUUUCCGAUUACUAUGGAUUUCGUGGUAGGCCUGAAUAAUUCUCAAUAUUAAACAUUUACAUUUCGGUCUCACUUUUCACAUUGUAUCAUUUUAUGGAGUUUCCUUCGAAAGUUCCUAUUUGAAACAAAUGGUUAACUUUUUAAAAAAAAAUUCGAUAGAAAAUAGAAAGAAAAGAACAAAUCUCCGCAAACACCACUUGGUAAAAAUAGUCAAACAAAAGUGCAAAGAAAAUGCUCCGAAGACCAAAUUAAGGUACGAAAUAUAUUUUUGUUUAGAAUUUUAAUAAAUUUCAACUCAAAAUGGUUCGUUAUUAUUUUUUUUAGUCUUAUCUUUUUUCAUUAAAUUCCUAUUUAAUUACACAAUCCGAUAAGAAUGUAUUCGGAGUGAUACGAGUAAAUAAGCUGUGUAAUUUAUUUAUUAAGUGUUCUUAUUUGAAUACAAAAAGCUUCCUUCUCGUUAGCCCCCUCGGUUUUAUUCAUAUGCAUUUGAAUUGUAUUUAGAUACAUUAAUAUCAAUUUUAAAUGAAAUAAAUACUUUUCAAAUAUGAUAAUAUCUGAGCAGGUUCAUUUACCUGCAUUUCAUGCGAAGUCAUUUAUUCAUUUCAUUCCGUAACACUUUAAUUCAAAAUAUGUCUUUAUGUUAUGAUAUUCAUAACCCGAAAACAACUAAGUUAGGAUCGGAAACCUUCAAUCCAUCCAUUUUAUUAGAACUAUUUUUUACAUGCCAGUAGUACCCGUGAUGGUUAGUGCGUAGGACUGUCAUGCCAGAGUUCUUGGAUUCAAUUCCUGUCUGUGCCAUCUAAAGCUUUUCUACGGGUACUGCCUCUUGACAAAUCCUUGAAGAGCAAUUCUUGUCAUGAAAAAUGCUUGCUCAAAUUAGCCGUUCGGAUUUGACACAAAACUGUAGGUCCAUUCCAUCCCUGGCAACAUUACUCGCACACAGGAAUAGUUGAGAGUUGCAAGUCACUAGGCCCUAGUUCUCAACGGACUAAUGCGCCACCUAAUUUAUUUUAUUAUGGUUUACUCACCGACUAACGAAAUACACAAACAAAAUAAACUGACUUUAUAACGAAACAUACGUUUUUUAACUAUUUGAUGAUCGCUUACUUAAACUAAAAAAUACAAACAAACAGGAUUCACCCAAUAUUUACAAUCAUGACCCCCCAAAUUUUGAUCAGUAGCAAAUUGUAGCGAAUUAUUUGUAUCGCAUGUCGUGAUAGAUAAAUGCAUUUGAUAUGAAUGUAUGAUUUUUUUUAGAUUAAACAUUGAAGUGUAAAAUAUCUAAGUGUCAUUUUUGAUCAUAAUUCAUUCAAAGUAGAUUAAUGGAACUCGGUAAACGUUAAUAGAAACCAAAUCAACCUACCUAUUUCAAUACCUUUUUUGAUAAGAGAAAAAAGAAGUUGCCGUCAACAUUGUACGUUACUUCUUUAAGUUCAUUCCAUUCAUACAAAAAAUACAAAAUUAUUUUUCUUUAUUUGUUUGUAGUUCGAAACCAAUAACAAGAAACCAACAAAUUUACAAUAAAACCAAUAAAACCAAAAUAAAAAAAGAAAAAGUAAAAGUAAAAACAACCAACCGAUAGUUAACUAAUUUUUUAUACAAAUUGUGUAGUAUUUUCUAUGAAAAGUUUUAACGUAUAUUGAUAAUUUUUUCUUGACUGUUAGUAACCCAAAUGUGACCAUUUUUAUUAUUAUAAUAUUUGUUUUAUAUAUUAUGGUAAAAAAAAAAAACAAAAUACUUAAAAGUAAAAAAUAUUGUAUUAUCUUGCUUUUAAUUCUAGUCAUGCGGUUCUAAGUGAAAACAAAAAACAAACAAAAACAAAAAUAAAAGAAAAGAAAAAGAAAUGUUUGAAUAAACAAUGAAAGCAUUUAUUAAAUAAUAUUUAUUCAAAAAAUAAAAAAACUAUUACAAAACACAUUUAAGGCCUAGUCAAACAUUACAAAGAAAAAUAUAAACAUACGCUCAUGGUGCGAAAUAUUUUAUUUUGUUGAGCUAAACUUUAAGGACAUUUAUGUCCUGUUUCUGUUUGUACUGUAGUGGAUUUUUAAGAUAUUAGGAGGUAUUGAUUAUUAGUUAUUUAUUUAUUAAUUUAUUUUUAUUAUUAUUAUUAAAAAAAAUAUAAAAACUGUAGCUAUAUUGUAUGUGAAUAAUGAACAAAGAACACCGUCCGUGUUAGCAGAACAUAUAAACUGAGUAGAGUCACCUAGGACUUCUAUAUUAUAGCAAAAAAACUGAGACUUUUCGCAUUUUGUAAGAACCCUACAUUCCUUUUAUUUUUGAAAUAUCACAACAACAAUAAAAACUAUAACAACAACAAAAAAUAAAAUAUGGAUGUAUGCCAAAAAAAUAAAAAAGUCUUCAGAUUAUAAUACUAUUCCAAAAUUGUUGCCAAAAUACACUUUUUUAUCAGAAUUAUAUCUACAAAUCCGUGUUACUAAAUGUUAGGUGAAUCUAAAUAAAUAAUUCUGAAUUUCAAUUUAAUUAAAAAUGAUUAAAAAAAGAAAACUAAAAGUUGUCCCCUUCCCAUCCAUCCCGCCAUCAAAUUAUAAGGAAUGAAAAAAUUAUUAGACUAGAUUUUAAGAAAAAAAACAAAAUAAA